Messenger RNA from Blepharisma stoltei, 1446 nucleotides. The record is from the annotation of a GenBank genome assembly. Lineage: Eukaryota; Ciliophora; Heterotrichea; Heterotrichida; Blepharismidae.
AUGGAAUUCUCAGAAGCUGCAGAAUUGAAACAGGUUGUAAAGAUCAACAUGGGCAUGAUGGAUCAAUAUGCUGCUAGUCCAGAAAUGAGUGAGGAUAUACUAAUGAAGUACCAAAGUUUCCCAUCAAAUCUUCUUGGAUCAACUCCGAAAAACUCAUUUACCUCCAAUUUGCAGAGGUAUCGGUCAGACUCUGAUUUUUUUUCUGAAGGGCUUGGCCAAGAAAAUCGCACAUCUGAUACAGCAAAUCUUGAUUGGAAUAGGAAUAUAGAAAUUGUAAAAGAUGAAGAAUAUUUGCAAAGUAAGCUACUUCAAAAGAAAUCACCCUAUAUAUAAUUUAAAAAAAUAAAAUAAAUAGGCAUAUUUGAUUGAAAAUAUAGCGAAGAUUUCAAUGCAGCUUAAUAUACAAACCAGCCUCAAGUUUCUUCACUGACAGAAUCAAUUAAAAAUAAAUCAAAAUUUGAAUCUGAACCAUCAGAAAAUCAAAUUUUAAUUCAUGUUUAUUUCUUUGAAACUACCAAUUCUAUCGACAUAAUGAUCUCCCCAAAUAUAACAGUUGCAAAUCUCAAAAGAGCAAUAAUUUCGAAAUAUUUAAAAUCUCCACUUGCAAAAACCACACCAUUACCGAACGGCACAAAUCCAAAUGCUUAUGAGAUCUGACUUAUGGACGACUAUGAAAUGGUGCCAGAUACAGAUUUCUUUAUAGACGAAAACACAACAUUAUCUGAUUUGACUGCUGAUGCACUAGCAUUUUGUUGUAGUUCCACUUAUAUUUCUGAAGACUCAAAGAUAAAGUCAGCAUCUCUUAGGCGUUUAUCAGAGAUUUCACAAGGCACAGUAAUAAAAGUGCUAUUUCAUUCAAACUGAACCGUUCUUUCAGUUAACCCAAAACAAAAGUUACGUGAUCUUAUGGGAAUUUUAUCAAGAAAAUUUUCUUGAUCCAUCAGUCCUUAUACCCAUGAAUUCAGGAUGGACGUCGAAAUUGAUGAAAAUUUUACUACAGAAGAAUGCCCAGUUGACAUCGAUAUGUAUGUAAAAACCUUAAAAACGACAGAAUUAAAGCUAUGCAAAAAAAAGUUUAAAGACAGCCCUCCAGGUUCUCCGCGAUCAUUAUCACAAGGCAAAAGAUUUGAAGUAGUAGAAAUAACGAAAGAUGGGAAAACUGAAAAGAUUCUGACAAUCACAAAGCAUUUCGUCUCAACAGAAUCAAUAGAAUCACAAGAAUUAGCGAGCUUAAAUUUAAUGACAAUAUGAGAAGAAGAUCAAAAUCCGAUACGAAUUUCGUCAAUUGAAAAUGUUUGGAUUGAUACAGUAGAAACCAAAAAAUUUUAUAUUCAAUAUCAAGAAAAAACAAAAAUAAAGCAGAGGGUUUUUGAAGCAAAGCUUGUUUAUAUUGCAUGUGUUAUAGAGAAAGAAAUAAAUUACAUGAGAAACGCCUAUUCAGAAUAA